GGGUUCAGUGGUAGCGGAAACGUGAGUACGGGUGAGGCCAGUCAGCAGGGUAAACAUAGCUUCAACUCUAAUCAGCUGCAACAGCUGCGGGUGCAGAUUAUGGCUUACCGUUUACUGGCUCGCAACCAGCCCCUCUCUCAGCAGCUGGCCAUGGCUGUGCAAGGCAAGCGGCUGGAUCCACCUGCCUCCACACCACCCUACCAGCGCAAUACUACACCGGCCGAACCAGAUGGGGUAUCUGCAGGUGAAGGAGCAGAUGGGGCUGGGGCAGGAGGAGGCAUGAUGCAGCAUCCGAUGCGACCUCCAGGACCUCCUGGUGGCCAGCCCCCGACCCAGUCCCCCAUGACAGCUCAGAUGGCUCCUCCUACCGGACCAGUACCCCCUCAACAGGGAGCACCACCUGUACCCCGGCAGCCAGCGCCCCUGCCCUCGGUCAUGUCUGGACCUGUCCGACCACAGGGCACACCCAACAACCAACAGCUGCUUUCCCAGACGUGCCAGGCUCAACAGAAACAGAACCGAGUCACGUCUGUCCAACGACCACUAGGACUGGAUCCUUUGUUAAUACUGCAAGAACGUGAAAAUAGAGUUGCAGCAAGAAUUGCACACCGUAUUGAUGAAUUAUCAAAUCUUCCAACUACAAUGUCUGAAGACUUGCGCAUGAAAGCACAAAUUGAACUCAGAGCACUGCGGGUACUGAAUUUUCAACGUCAGCUUCGUAGUGAGGUAAUUUCAUGCACUCGACGUGACACAACUUUGGAAACGGCAGUUAAUGUGAAAGCUUAUAAACGUACAAAACGUCAAGGAUUGCGUGAAGCUCGUGCUACUGAAAAAUUGGAAAAACAGCAGAAGUUGGAAGCAGAGAGGAAACGAAGACAGAAACAUCAGGAAUAUUUAAGCACCAUUCUUCAACACUGCAAAGAUUUUAAAGAAUACCAUCGUAACAAUCUUGCCAAAGUUGGUCGUAUAAAUAAAGCAAUAAUGAAUUAUCAUGCAAAUGCUGAGAGAGAACAAAAGAAAGAACAGGAACGCAUUGAGAAAGAACGAAUGCGUCGACUAAUGGCAGAGGAUGAAGAGGGUUACAGAAAAUUAAUUGAUCAAAAGAAAGACAAGAGAUUAGCCUUCCUACUUUCUCAGACUGAUGAAUACAUUAGCAAUUUAACUGAAAUGGUUAAACAACACAAAAUGGAACAGAAACGAAAACAGCAAGAAGAAAUGAAGAAAAAAAAGAAGAAGAAGCGUUUGAAGGUGAAUGCUGAUGGGGAAAUCAUAGAAGGUGCUGAGGAUGAUAAUUCACAAAUGUCAGACAUGCACGUCACUGUUAUUGAACCUUCAACAGGUAAACAGCUAUCAGGAGAAGAUGCUCCUCUAGCCAGUCAAUUAAAUGAAUGGCUUGAAGCUCAUCCAGGAUGGGUUGUAGUUGAAGAAGAUUCAGACGAGGAGGAUGAGGAUUCUGAUGAAGAUGAUGAGGGAGGAGAAAGGAAAAAAUCUGAUAAAAGAGAAGGUCAAGGAGAAGCAAAAGAGGUUAUAAAAAAAGCAAAGGUAGAAGACGAUGAAUACAAAACUACCACUGAAGAGCACACACACAUACUACAG
Messenger RNA from Homalodisca vitripennis (glassy-winged sharpshooter), 1596 nucleotides. Its product is annotated as ATP-dependent helicase brm-like. Gene Ontology annotation, molecular function: protein binding; ATP binding. The record is from RefSeq and is a predicted model, not a curated record. Gene Ontology annotation, cellular component: nucleus. NCBI's taxonomy places the organism in Eukaryota, Metazoa, Arthropoda, Insecta, Hemiptera, Cicadellidae. Gene Ontology annotation, biological process: regulation of DNA-templated transcription.